AAAGCAAUGACGUUUUGUGGUUUCCUGUUUAUUUCUGUUGAUAAACAAUGCCGCCGACAGUGGCAAAAAAAGCCCUUUUUCCUGUUACACCAGACCCAGUAACAGAUCACCCUAUUCAGGCGCCAACAAUUAUAGUCAUCCAGCCAGGUUCAGUGAACUUAAGGAUCGGUAGAGCUUCAGAUGCAUUUCCAAUAACUGUACCACACUGUAUUGCUAGAAAAUGCCCAAAUCCAGAUAAACGACUGCCUGAUGAUUAUAUGUUGUUACGCCCAGAAUGUAAUCACUCGGAAGCAGGUCAACAAAUUAGGGCUGGUUUGAGCUCUAUAGAAGAACUUCUGUUGUCAAGACCAACACGCAAUGGGGACUACAGACAGAUGACAUUACCAAGACAGUUAAUGGCUUUUAAUAGUCAAGUGCCAUGUGAAAAAGUUGAAUCAACAGAAUCACCCACAUGGACAGAUACUGAAAAAAAGCCAGCCUAUUUUGUAGGAGAGGAGGCAUUAUAUAUUCGUCCCAAAGAAAACUACCGUCUUACCUGGCCUAUGAGACGUGGGCGUCUAAAUGUCCAUGAAGGUCCAGGAGGCUCAUUAUCAUCUGUACUAGCAGACUUGGAAGUUAUAUGGAGUCAUGUUUUACAAGAACAUAUGGAGAUUCCAGUGAAAGAUUUGAAGCACUACAGAGCAGUACUGUUGAUUCCUGAUGUUUAUGUACAGAAGCAUGUGAAAGCAUUAGUCAACCUUCUCUUAAAUACUCUUGGCUUUGGGGCAGCCAUUGUUCAUCAGGAAUCUGUAUGUGCCACAUAUGGAGCAGGAAUCACAGUGGCAUGUGUUGUUGAUGUUGGUGACCAGAAAACAAGCAUCAGCUGUGUUGAAGAUGGGCUGUCACACAGAGCUAGCAGAAUAACAAUGGAGUAUGGUGGAAGCGAUGUCAGUAGACUUUUCCAUUCUCUUCUGGCACGCUGUGGUGUUGCCCUCACAGAGCUGAGCCUGACCCACCCAGCAGAUGUCAUACAGCUGCAAGCUUUGAAAGAAACAUGUUGUCAUCUCAAUCAUGAGCAAUUUGGUGUUACACAGACAACCCUGGAAAUUCAUCGCCCUGAUAAAAUAUUAAUUAAAUACAACGUAAAGUUGGGCGAUGAGCCCAUUUUAGCUCCUAUGGCACUGUUCAGACCUAUGUCAUUUGGGCUCUUGGGAGACCACCUUAUUCGACAGCAAGCUCGGUCAGAGUGUGAUCCAGAUGAUCCGAAUGACGAUGAUUAUCUUCGACAAACACAGCGGCAAUCUUGGGCUGGCAGAAUGGCAGGAUCUAAGAAAGAUAAUGCAGAUAUGUCCCGGGAAACUUCCGAGCAGAAUCUCAGUCAGCUAGAUGACCUCACAAAUGGACCUCUAGAUGAUGAUUCAAAUGAUGUACCUGAUGUUCUGACCACUACAGAUACAAAGUCUAGCAGAAGAGAUGAGGAUGAAGAUGUUGAGAUGGAGGAUGAAGAAAAAGAUUUACAUCUAAUGGGUGUUGAUGAAGCCAUUUUACAUAGCAUUGAAAAGUGUGAUUCUGAAGACCUUCGGAAAAAACUUUUCAGUUCUAUUUUACUGGUAGGAGGAGGUCUGCAGUUUGAGGGAGCAAUGACCUGGUUACAGUAUCAAGUCUGGCAGUCCAUGCCAGCAAGUACACGUCAACAGUUAGAUACUAUGGAUAUUAUUACAAAACCUAAGGACAUGGACUCAAGUUUCACAAGCUGGAAAGGUGGAGCGAUUCUCGCAUGCCUUGAUACCACACAAGAACUAUGGAUUCGCCAACAGGAGUGGAAGCAGUUUAGUGUGCGUUUGUUGCGAGAAAGAGCACCAUUUGUUUGGUGAAUUUUGUUUGCUAUAUUGCAUAGCUAAAAAUGAAUAGCAGAUGAUGAUUCUUAAGUGUUGUGUAAUAUAUCACAAUGUGUAUUAUUUUGUGUCAUGUAAAUAAAAAUAUUUUUUACUCAU
Molecule: messenger RNA, 1973 nt
Organism: Physella acuta
Lineage: Eukaryota; Metazoa; Mollusca; Gastropoda; Physidae
Product: actin-related protein 8
Source: RefSeq, a predicted model, not a curated record